AUGAGGUCCGCACCUAAGCUUCAGGGGUAUGCUCUCAUUCAAUUCCGGGAGUUCGGUAGAACGUCCAAUGUGACCGCCAAAAUUCAGAAGAGGCGGGAGGAGUUCAUUAAAGAGAAGUUCCCGUAUUUUCGUGGCGCAGUGACGGACGAGAUGCCUAAACGGGGGAGGAAGUCCGGAGGCCACUUUGUGGACCCUUCUAUGGAGCCUCUUAAUCUGGAUGGCAACGAUUCAGUGCAUGAUGGGUAUGUGAAGCAGAGGAUGGAUCAAAUCGAUGACGAUUUCGUCGAUCAUUUGGUUAGAGAGGGAAAGACGGGAGGAGAUAUGUUCCAAACCUUCGAAGCUCACCUUGCAGCAAUAGCAGACUUUAAGGCUACUAAGGUUGCG
This is a messenger RNA of Perkinsus marinus ATCC 50983, 384 nucleotides long. RefSeq lists its product as hypothetical. The transcript is spliced from 4 exons. The record is from RefSeq and is a predicted model, not a curated record. Lineage: Eukaryota; Perkinsozoa; Perkinsida; Perkinsidae. The annotation marks the transcript as partial.